Papilio machaon (common yellow swallowtail) is the source of this 1651-nucleotide messenger RNA. RefSeq names its product proline-rich protein 2. The transcript has 2 exons. NCBI's taxonomy places the organism in Eukaryota, Metazoa, Arthropoda, Insecta, Lepidoptera, Papilionidae. The record is from RefSeq and is a predicted model, not a curated record. Bases 162 to 1511 code for a protein of 449 amino acids.
GUUGCUAACGCUUUGUUGAGUUAUCGAGUGAUUUGGAUUUGUGUUAUAAUUUGCAAUUUAUGUUAAAAUAAAACCUAAACAUUUUUUUAUUUUGUGAUCGAGAUAUUGUCGCAGUAAAUUUAUAUUGCUUGUGAUAAUAUCUUGUAGUGAAUCUAAACAAAAUGUCUGUGGCAUUUGCUCCAAGGGGAAAUAGACCCCCUUUGACUCCUGCCCAAAUUCAGAAAAUGUUAGAUGAAAAUGCUCAUUUAAUACAAACUAUUCAAGAGUAUCAGGCAAAGGGCCAAUUAAUGGAAUGUCACCAAUACCAGCAAGUUUUACAUAGGAAUUUAGUUUAUUUGGCAUCCGUCGCUGACGCUAAUCAAAAUAUUCAAGCAAUUUUACCGCCACCCCACCAACUUGCUGCUGGUAAUGUACCACAAGGACCAAUGAAUACCCCAUCAAGUGCUGCAGAAGUGCCUGGAUCACCACAACAAGCAUAUAGACCACCCUCAGGAGUUUCUUCAGCACCAACCAGGCCCACACAGUCCUAUGGACAAAGACCAUAUCCACAGAAUCAGUAUCAGGGCCAAUAUCAAGGAGCCCCAGGUGUUUAUCCUCCCCAAAGUGGAUAUGGUCCUCCUAGUCAAGGUUAUGGACCACCAAAUCCAUCACAACAAGGACCCCAAGCAUAUGCUCCUAAUUCUAGUUAUGGACCACCCAUAACCACAACACCUAGCAAUUAUCCACCAUCUACACAUCCUGGUCCAGGAUAUCCACCAUCAACUGCUCAACAGCCGUAUGCACCUCCCCCUGGAAGUCCAGCUGCUUCAGGCUCGCCAUACCCUGUUCGUGGUGCGAGUCAGCCUGUCUAUACUGGCAAUUCUGCAUACCCGCCUCCACAGUCAGGUGCAAAUUACCCAAAUGUUGGUGUCAGCACUUACAACUCAACAUCUGCCCAACCUCAGCCAUAUCAAUCUCAACCAUUUCCUAACACUACCCCCACUUCUGCAUAUAGCUCCACCCCAAUUUCUCAACCGAACCGUUCCCCUCAGCCACCGCCUAGUGGAUAUACAUCGCAAAAUCCAACAAGUACAGGCUAUGGAUCCCCCUCAGCACAGUCACCAACUUAUAAUUCCAGUUCUCAUGGAAAUAAUCCCCCUCCUUCAACUGUUGCUUCUGGGGUACAAUCUCAAGGUGGUCCACCUGUGCAACAGUAUCCGCCUUCUGGGCAGCCAUCACCUUAUCCUCCAGCGACACAACCACCAUAUUCUAAUCCUUCCUCUCAACCUGGCAGUCCUGCACCCUCAGUGUCAACUGCACCCCCACCUCAAUCAACAUACCCUCAGAAUCCACAGAAUUAUCCGCCCAGCGGCGGGGCAUAUCCUCCGCAUGCAUAUCAGCAAGGUUAUCCUCCUUCUCAAUAUCCUCCAUCUCCAUACCCUUAUGCUCGGGCACCGGCACCUGGAGCUCCGCCAUCUGGUGCACCACAGCCAUACCCAGGCUAUGGUUUCCAACCUCCCAACCAGCAGUAGAUUUCAUUGAAUAGAAAUGCCUAAAUGUUAAGCUUUGUGUCUAAGGAAGUACUGCUCAAAUGCUUUGAUUAAUCAAAAUACAUUUUUUAUUUGACACUAAUAUUCAUUGUGCAUAUGAAGUAAGCAAUUUACUGGACAUA